AUGAAUAAAUUAAAUACACUUAAAUCUUGUGCACUAAACAUUGUAAGAAAUCAUAAAAAUUAACGCUAUCACUUUUCUAACAAAAAAAUAAUAAAAUCUCCCCUCUUGACUAGAGAUUUUAUUUACGACAGGUUAUACAAUUCUGAUUCAGGUUACUUUUGCAAAGAUGAUCUAUAGAUUGGAGAAAUGAAGCAACCAAUUAAUUUUAAGGAAUUGCUUGGCUAUGAAGAAUAUUAGCGCUAGCUGAGCGAAUAUUAUCCAGAAAAUGCUUGGCUAACUCCAAGUGAAAUUUUUAAGCCUUACUACGGAAUGUCAAUAGCUAAUUAUAUGCAAUAGACUAUUGAAAAAAUGAAAUUAUAAUACCAAGAACAACAGUCAUCACGCAAAAACAACUCCUCUUAAGUUUAGGCUAAACCAUUUGACGAUAAAAUUCGUAUUGUAGAAAUAGGAGCUGGUCAAGCAAGUGCAGCUUAAUCUAUAUUAAUGUAUUUUAAAAAUUAUGAGUAGAGUUACUAUGCAAAUUUAGAAUAUACUAUUGUAGAAAUUUCUCCUUAAAUGUGUAAGAAAGCUCUAGAAAAGUUAUCAAGAGAUCAUUCUAAGUUAAUAGAACGUGGAUAGAUAAAGUUCAUAAAUGAUGAUUUCGUUAAUUUUAAACCUUAGAAUCGUGAUUAGCACUAUUUUUUACUUUUCUUAGAAGUAUUAGAUAAUAUGCCUCAUGAUAGAAUAUAUAAGAAAAAAAAUACUUAGGAAGAUAUUUGGGAAAAAUAAGCUUAAGUUGAAUUUACAGAUGAGUUUGGAAAUGAAGGACUUAAGGAAGUAUAAACUGACAUCAAAGAUCCUUUGAUACAAGAAUUUAUUCAAAUUUUGAAGACUGUACCUACUCUUGAUCACAUAGAAGAAGAAAAGAAUCUUUAGGGUGGAAUAAUCUAAAACGUAAUAAGAUGGCUUUUUAAAUAACCUAAAGAUAACAUGUUUAUUCCUACUUUUUGCUUGAAAGUGCUCAAACAUAUAAACUCUAAUAUUCCUAACCAUAAUGUCAUUUUUGCAGAUUUCGAUAUGCUAAAAACAGCUGAGAGUGCAAAAAUGGGUAUAAAUGCCCCUAUUGUUUCUUAAAAGUUAUCUAAAUCACAUGAAAAAAAAGACUUUUCAACAUAUUUGGUGCAAAGAGGUUAAGCUGACAUUUUUUUCCCUACUGACUUCAGGCUUUUAUCGCAUUUAUAUAAAUAAGUUUGCAAUAAAAAAGGAAAGGCCAUAAAAAGUUACCAAUUUAUGGAUAUUUAUAGCAAAGAAAAAUGGGCAGAAACAAAGAGUGGGUAUAACCCAUUGAAAGAAGAUUUCGAAAACACUUCUUUCUUUAUCACAGACGUCGAAAGAAAUAAAUGA
This is a messenger RNA of Tetrahymena thermophila SB210, 1383 nucleotides long. Its product is annotated as S-adenosyl-L-methionine-dependent methyltransferase, putative. Gene Ontology annotation, cellular component: mitochondrion. NCBI's taxonomy places the organism in Eukaryota, Ciliophora, Oligohymenophorea, Hymenostomatida, Tetrahymenidae. Gene Ontology annotation, molecular function: protein-arginine omega-N symmetric methyltransferase activity. The transcript has a single exon. The record is from RefSeq and is a predicted model, not a curated record.